AUGGAGCCUAAAAAGAAGUGCUCUUGGUCGCCCAGAAAAAUGAAAAGUGCAAUAAGGGACAUUCGUGGUGGAGCAAAGUUGAGGCCGACAGCUGCUUUGUAUGGUAUUCCUGUUAUGACAUUAUCUGAUUACUCAAAAAGGGACAGCUAUGAUCUUUCAUUUCGCAUGGGAAGAAAACCCGUUUUCUCUCGUGAACAGGAGACAGAAAUUAGAGAUCAAAUAUUACUUCUGGCAAGUAUGUUUUAUGGAUUGACACCACAAUCAUUGAAAGCAGCAGUUUUUACAUAUGCGGAGUCUAACAAAAUUAAAAAUCCUUUCAAUAAAGAUAAAAAAGAAGCUGGUAAAGAUUGGAUGUAUGGGUUUUUAAAAAGGAAUCCUGAAAUAAGCAUCAGACGCCCGGAACCUACCAGCGUAAAUAGAAUUCUUGCCUUUAAUGCCACAGAGGUACAGAUAUUCUUUGAUAAUCUGUCAUCAACAUACGACAAAUAUAGAUUUCGUCCUCAUAGAAUAUUUAAUGUUGAUGAAACAGGCAUCAACACUGUUCACAAACCAGGUAAAAUACUUGCUCCUAAAGGGAUUAAGCAAGUAGGAUCUGCCACAAGUUGGGAGCGUGGGAAGAAUAUUACUAUUUGUUGCUGCAUUAGCGCAACUGGCCAGUAUGUUCCACCACUUAUUAUAUAUCCUCGGUUGAGAAUGCAUCCGUCACUAGAGCAAGGAGGUCCAAACGGUUCAAGUUAUAGAUGUAAUAAGUCAGGGUGGAUGACUGAAGAAUUGUUCUAUGCAUGGCUAGUGCAUUUUGCGGAACAUACAAAACCCUCAUUGGAAGACCCGGUAUUAUUAAUCCUAGAUAAUCACAGUAGUCAUAUUUCUGUGAGAAUUUACGAUUUUUGUCGUCAAAAUGGCAUUAUUAUGUUGACAAUACCGCCUCAUACGUCGCACAGGACUCAACCCCUGGAUAUUACAGGUUACAGUCCCUUGAAAACAGCUUUACAUAAAGAAUGUGAUGCCUAUAUGAAACUCCAUCAAUAUGAGAAACUAACGCCACUGCAAUUGAUUCCACUGUUCACUCAAGCGUAUUUGAGUGUAGCUAAUGCAGAAAAAGCACUUAGUGAUUUCCGAGCAUCAGGCAUUUGGCCCUUCAAUCCAAACGUUUUCAGUCAAUUGAUACAAGAAGGAAAUGAUAACGCUUCUGACAGGAUUCCCGCAGAACAGGCUAUUGUAGAUAUAAGGAUGGAGUCUGAAAAUGUGGAAGCAUCAUCUGCUUUACUAGACAUUCCGAUGGAUUUUAAUGAGAGGUCAUACUUAGUACCUACAAAUACAGAACCAAAUGAAUCCGCUGAUGACUCACGCCCUUCAACAUCAGGAAUUCAAAAUUCGUUACUUUUUGAAAAUCCAGAACCAGAGAUAGCUCAUAAUUCACUUCCGUCAAAAUCUGCAACUCAGACAGAAAUUGAGCAUGCCAAACGACAACUUUUUGUGACUCCUGUGGGAAAUAAAACACCUGAACACGUAAUACCUUUUAGUGAAAUAUCACCAGCUCCUGAAAAGAAACACAUUUCAAAAGGGAAAGGUAUAGGUAAACGGACCAAACAACAAUCAAAAUUACCUACUUACUUCGACGCCUAUGAAAUCUGUUUUAGAAAAAAUUGA
This is a messenger RNA of Acanthoscelides obtectus, 1650 nucleotides long. The record is from the annotation of a GenBank genome assembly. NCBI's taxonomy places the organism in Eukaryota, Metazoa, Arthropoda, Insecta, Coleoptera, Chrysomelidae.